CCCGCCCCUCCCUGCGCGUCACCGGAAGUGAGGCCGCGGAUAUAGUAAAACCCGCUGGGAGCGAGGCGGCUGAUCUCUGUAAGCUGGCUGGUGGCAUGGCAGACGAGGAGGAAGAUCCUACCUUUGAGGAAGAAAGUGAAGAAAUUGGAGGAGGUGCAGAAGGUGGACAGGGUAAAAGGAAGAGACUUUUUUCUAAAGAAUUGCGAUGUAUGAUGUAUGGGUUUGGGGAUGACCAGAAUCCUUAUACUGAGUCAGUGGAUAUUCUUGAAGACCUUGUCAUAGAGUUCAUCACUGAAAUGACUCACAAGGCAAUGUCAAUCGGAAGACAAGGUCGGGUACAAGUUGAAGAUAUCGUCUUCUUGAUUCGAAAGGACCCAAGGAAGUUUGCUAGGGUUAAAGACUUGCUUACUAUGAAUGAAGAAUUGAAACGAGCUAGAAAAGCAUUUGAUGAGGCAAACUAUGGAUCUUGACACCUUUUGUACUUUCUGAAGCUUCAUUAUCUUCUGGGGGAAACCAUAUAUAAUAACUGUAUAUUUUCCACUGUAACAUCUCUAUAUCUAGCCAUGAAGGUGAAGGAUGGAGGAACACAAAGUUUUCCAUUUUUUUUUUCAUGUCUUCAAUUUUAGAGUGAUAUUUGAGCCUUGAAUUGUCUGCCAUUAUACUACUAUACUUGAAUUACUUACUGGGUUUUAAUGACCACAUGUAAGUUGAAGUACCUUGCAAACCAUGCAGUUCCUUCUGACUUUUGACUGUCUAAAUGAUGAAGUAGUAUUUAUGUAUUAGGUAUUUGUGCCAUUAGGUGUAGGCUAUACUGUGGCUGUUUAAUAUAUGAAAUCUAAAGGGCACCUUCGACUAUGAUAGCUAAGACGUGUUUCAUGUCUUCUAAAGUUUUUAGACUAUAGUAGUCUAAGAGAUUAUUAAAAGAUAGCUGGUUUGCUUUUUUUUAGGGAGAAGAUA
Leopardus geoffroyi (Geoffroy's cat) is the source of this 957-nucleotide messenger RNA. RefSeq names its product TATA-box binding protein associated factor 13 (gene TAF13). Gene Ontology annotation, cellular component: transcription factor TFIID complex. The coding region runs from base 96 to 470 and encodes 124 amino acids. Gene Ontology annotation, molecular function: protein heterodimerization activity. The record is from RefSeq and is a predicted model, not a curated record. The transcript is spliced from 4 exons. Lineage: Eukaryota; Metazoa; Chordata; Mammalia; Carnivora; Felidae. Gene Ontology annotation, biological process: transcription by RNA polymerase II.